UCGAGUCGAGAGUCGAGACGAGAUCAUAGAUACCUAAACGUCUUCGUCAGUCCUCAGAAACGCACAUAAUUCCAGCAAAGGGCUUCUGCUGUGGUCGAUUAAUUGUAGGUGUUUUAUUUUAUUGUAAUUCAUUUCGCGUGUUAAAUUUGUAGUCUCAUAACUAAAAGUGAAUGUAGAAUGCUAAAUUUCGGACAGAAAUAUAUGUGAACUGACUGAUACUUGUGCACAAAUUCUUAAAGAUAUGGCCAGUGAAUCAAACAGUGUAAGGACAAAGUUAUGUUAAUGCUCUCCCCAUGUCACCGGGUUCCACCUAUGUACCUGGCACUUGAAGACUUAAAGUGUCGGCAGAGAUGGUGAAGUGACCGAAGCGAGAUGGUGCCGUGUGUGGUGGUUCUGCUGCUGGUAGGGGCGUCGCUCUUGCAAGCUCUCGACAUAUCUCAAUGCAUUGCGCCCCUCGGCAUGGAGAGCGGGCUUAUCCCCGACAAGGACGUCAGCGCCAGCUCCUCUUUCAACGACGGCAACGUGGGACCACAGAAUGGAAGGUUAAAUCAAGAAAUUAAAGGCGGCGCGUGGUGUCCCAAGCCGCAGAUCACGACUGAAUCCACAGAGUGGUUGGAGAUCGACUUGCAUUCUGUUCAUGUGAUUACCGGGACCGGGACUCAAGGCCGCUUCGGCAACGGCCAGGGGGCGGAGUACGCGGAGGCCUACGUUUUGGAGUACUGGAGGCCUAAAUUGGGGAAAUGGGUUCGGUACAGUUCCGCUGAUGGACAAGAAAUACUAACUGGAAACACAAACACUUACUUGGAGAAGAAGAAUCAUCUUGAGCCGCCUAUCUGGGCGUCCAAAAUCCGGUUCAUCCCCUACAGCUCUCACCGGAGGACCGUCUGCAUGAGGGUAGAGUUGUACGGCUGCUAUUGGAGCGUGGGCAUAGUCGCGUACUCUAUGCCGAAGGGCAACAAGAAGAGUAACGGAGUAGAACUGACUGACAUGAUCUACGACGGGCAAUGGGGUGAUGAGCUCAAAGGGGGUCUCGGGCAGCUGGUGGACGGUCAGUUCGGCGGAGACGAGAUCAGGGAGGCCGCGAAGAACUCCGCCUGGGUCGGCUGGAGAAAUGACUCCACAACCCCUCCCGUUAUCACUUUCGAGUUUGAUAAAGUGAGGGAGUUCAGCGCUGUGCAUCUCUUCUGCAAUAAUAAGUUCAUGAGGGAUGUGCAGGUUUUCUCGGAGGCCAUAAUAUCGUUCUCUAUCGGGGGGCGGCACUUCCAGAACGAUCCCAUCCGUUACACGUACGUCGAGGACAAGAUCUUUGAGUCCUCGCGCAACGUGAGCAUCAAGCUGCACCAUCGUAUUGGGAAGUGGGUUAGGAUCGAACUCCGCUUCUCAGCCCGCUGGAUUCUCAUCAGCGAGGUCGUUUUUGAUUCGGACGUAGCCCAAGGGAACUACACGCCGGAGAGUCUCAAACCGCUGACCAAAGACAAAACGAAGCUCACAACUCCUAACAAAGAAGUGCCCAUAUCCACCGCCCACCAAGAGGAUCCCCUCUACAUGGCGAUAGUAGUCGGAGUGUUAACCGCAUUAGUGAUAUUACUAGCAGUCGCAGUUUUCCUCAUAGUUCAUAGACAUAGACACAGAAAAUGUUUCGCGUCGCCUCUAGCCAAAACUAUAGUAGCUCAACGGCCGACGGACUCGUACAGUGCGUGCGGCACCUCGAUGUUGCCAGAUAACAAAAUGAUAAUAGACUGCGGUUUAGACGUGAAGUCUGACGAGUACCAAGAGCCGUACCAGGCGUUGAAGUGCGCGCCGUAUUUUAGCUAUAGCACUGUACUGCUCGAGAUGAAAGACUUCGUUAAGGACUCCAAUACGGCGCUCUCAGACAGCUCCAACUACGACUACGCAGUGCCCGAGCUCAGCUCCGCUCCGCUGCUCACAAAACGCCGAUUGGACAGUCUCUCUGAGCAUGGAACAGCGCUCAUGUGUGAUAUAGACCACGACAUGAGGGCCAGUUCCGUACGAUCCAAGCACAGUAACAGGCAGUCGCCGAGCCAACAAGAAGUGUUCUUGGAGUUGAAGCGGCGACUGGAGUCUAGCAACGUGAUCGAGUUUCCGCGGCAUCGCCUGCGCAUGAUCUCCAAAUUGGCGGAGGGCGGCUUCGGGACGGUUUACGUGGCCGAAGCGGAUGGAGUGCCAGAAUACAACGGGACCAUAACUUCUGAGAAGCGAUUAGUCGCAGUCAAGUUCUUGUGCCACGACGCCACGGCUAAGGAGAGGUACAUCAUGGAGGAAUUCGAGCGUGACGUCAGAAUCCUCGCCGCGUUAUCUUCCCCCCACCUCGCUCGAGUGCUGGGCGCCUGUCGCACCCCACCACUGGCCGUGGUGCUGGAAUACCUGGAGCUGGGCGAUCUGUGCGCGUUCCUGAGGACCGCCGCGCCUCAGUCGACGCCCACGCUUCUGCACGUGGCGACGCAAAUAGCGGCCGGCAUGCAGUAUCUGGAGUCGCUGAAUUUCGUUCACAGGGAUUUGGCUGCUAGGAACUGCUUAAUCGGCAAAAACUUCCAAGUGAAGAUAAGCGACUUCGGCACAGACAACGAGGCUUACGCUUGCGACUAUUACAAGGUCGAUGGCAGAAUCCCACUACCGUUGAGGUGGGCGGCCUGGGAGUCCGUGCUGCGGGGGAAAUAUACUACGAAGAGCGACGUGUGGGCCUUCGCAGUCACUCUACAUGAGAUCUUCACGCUUUGCCGGCGGAGGCCGUAUGAACAUAUGACGGAAGCUGAGGUACUAGAAAACCUGACGCACCUUCAAGCCGACGACGGCAUGUUCGAGGUCAUGGACCGGGUUCCGGGGCUUCCCCGCGACCUCUACGACAUCAUGUGCGAAUGUUGGCGGCGAGACGAGUUGGACCGCCCGACUUUCGCCGAAAUACACCUUUUCCUACAAAGGAAAAGUCUGAACUACGCGACCACGUGAUCCUGGCGAAUUGCAUGCCCGAACAUGCCGGGCGUGUAUUAGCAAAGCCGACGGGGCAAAAGUUGAGAGUGCAACUGUUUUAACGAAGCGGUCACUAGGUUUUAGGUAUUCGUGGGUGAUACACGCAUAUUUGGUUGUACAUUGAACUCUUACGGUGAGGGUAACCUCCAUAAAACCUGCAAUUUUAGGUAUCUGAAUGUGUAACCGACUAAUUAUGAGCAGAAUUAGCAAUCCAGUUUUCAGCAUUUUGGGUCAUUUUUAUAUUGAAGGGUCUGUGUAAUAUCUUAUUCUUGUGUGGUCUUAUAAUAACUGAUACAUUAAUUCAAAUCAGUGAGAGCAUUAUACUUAACUCUAAUAGCCAUAUCAGUACUAUAAGAUCUAUAUUGAAUCAGAAAAAAUUGUUUCUGUAGGUACUUCAUAAUCAUAAUUAAUUGCAAACAUUUUUUUUGUAGUGUCCUAAUAGGCCACGUUUAUCUGUAGUUUGGCUUAAUGAUAGAAUUAAUUCAAAUAGUGACAGGUUGCUAGCCCAUCGCCGGAAACAAGAAUCCCAAGUUUACAAGCCUAUCCCUUAAGCGCCUUUUAUGACAUCCUUAGAUAAGAGAUAGAGCGGUCCUAUUCUUUUUUCUAUUGUUUCUUUGCAAUUUGUUUUUUAACUGUCAAGUGAGUGGGGGUGUCGCUCGUAAUUUUACAAGAAAGACCAUGGUGCGAUCUUUUCUAAAUUGUGACCUGUGUAACAGAACUUGUACAUGUUUUUAUGUUGCAAUAAAAAAAGGUUUUCAAUGUUUCUGAUAUGCGUGUAUUUCUAGAAUACGAUUUGUAUGAAGUGGAAUAUAUGCGAUCUUUUUAAAUUUAAAUAAAGUCGCAUAUAUCCUUGGUAAGAUUUCGAUUGGUUUUCGAUUUAUACAAUAGCGUUGUUGUCGGUCCAUCCAUCACGUCUAUAUCCCUUGCGGGGUAGACAGAGCCAGCAGUCCUGAAAAACUGACAGGCCACGUUCAGCUCAGUAGGCUCAAUGACAAUUUUGUUGUUAUUAAAUCUAUGUAUCAAUAGUAACGAGUUAAAUAGUUAUUAACAUAUAAAUAUAUACAUAAACGUGUAGUUAAUCUAGUUAAAUCGAAAACCAAUUACGAGUGACCAUAGCGACGGAACUCAACAUUUGCUCCGAAAUUUAUCGAGGCGUAUACUCACGUUGGGCGUUUGUUUGUGCGUACGCGCACGCAGCGAUCUGUCAUCGUAGCGUGACAUACUACAAUUCUCUACCUACUUCAAAAUAAAGAGGUUCUCAAUUUGUCACGAUACUUUUUGUAUUGAGUUAAUUCUUCGCUGAGAGCUUGACUGUCGUUAUUUUUAACAUUGACUCGAUAUUUUAAAGGCUAUAAGUACUGUUGUAAAGACUGAGAAAUUCUCUAUCAAUGAUUAACCUAGAUUAAAUCGUUGUCAAUAAUCCUAUUAUGUGAUUAUUAUUUUUUUAAAUCACUUACCUUAAACGUGUGAUCGUUGUAAAAGUUAUAAGUUUACGUGUAUUUAUUUUACAUUGUAUGAAUGUAUUAUUAUACUUUACUGCAGUUUUCAUGGUGCGAAUUUAUUUAUAUUUAUACUACAUGUUGAAUUAUGACAUUGCUAUUAUUUUUAUAUAGAUUUUCCUUUACUCUGAUUGCAAACUUACACGAGCUUACACACAUGGGAUACUAAUGUUGUUUUUUCCAUUGGCCAAUAUUUUGAAGGUGCAAUUUUAAGUUAUGAAUUUUUGGCGGGAAAAUAAGCUUCAAUUUUUUUUUUAAACACCACGAAUAUAUGAUUCCUCCCCGCUAUUUUCUUCAAGUGCAAGACUGUUUUGAUAAUGUGUUUAUGUUAAUAACUUUAUACUUCUUUAGAACAUUCAUAAGCUCGUGUAAAUUAGAAAAAAAAUCGUGAUGAUACAUUACGCUACGAUGUAUAGAUUUAUUGUUUUAUUAAUAUUGUUUUCACGUGAGCUACGUAUAAUAGACAUAUGUAAUCAGAUCUUCCUACACUUCCUCAGAGCUAUCUCGUGUGUUCGACUACACACCUAUCUUGCCUGCCUCUGUUAAUUCAACCCGCUUUAAGCCCUUGUCCUAAACCACAAAGGCAGUAAAUAAAUGUGAUGGUAUUAAAUAUAAGGUAACACACGGCCUAUUUAUAAGCAUACAAUGAAUUACUUUUCCGUCGUUAUUUAUAUGUCAUGUAUUUUGAAUAAUAAUAAUUUUAGAAUAAGUUAUUCGUAAGUUCACAAAUCACACGACACCGCUAAGCUCAAUCAUUUAAUUUAAAUUUAAUUCACACGAUAUUUAAUAAAUAAUAAAGAUCUUCGAAGUACAACGAGUAAAAAUGGCCAUACAUAUGAUAGUUUAAGAAGUGGUUUACAUAUCAUUUUGUACGUCGGACAAGGGUCUAAAGCUGAAUGACAUGUUUUUAGCAAGAAUUUUGUUAAUGGGGUCUAGUUAGCUUUUCCCGCUGUAGGACAGUAUACAUACACUUUUAAUGGUGCAGUGAUAUAAAGUUUUGAGUAAAAUACACCACAUCUCCUUUUUAUUAAUUAUAAACGUGCACUAUACAUAGAUAAAUUUUAAACGUAGGAAUAGUAAAUAAUUGAAGCGCAGACAGGCAAGUCCGGUGUAGCACUAGGUAAAGUUACCAAUCCAUAGUCAUUUAUUUUCAUAAUCACAUUUCACAAAACAUAAAUUAGUAAUAAUAUAUGAUAAGCUGUUAGUUAUAGUUGCAACUGAAUCGAAUAAAUCUUGUUAGAAGUAAUUAAAUAGUUGAAAAGUUGUCUAUUUUCCGUAGUUUGCCGUGGAGUAUACAGUUCAGACAAUACGACUGCGCGCGAUUAGAUAGUGUACCUCCUGUCGCGUUAGUGUUGCCCGCAGCUACACACGCUGGUGUUGCCAGCAUGGAACAUUGAAAUACCAAAAAUAAUGAUAGUUAUAUAGUACUUAUUAAUUGUACUUCGUAAUUUAAAGCUAAUUAAAUUGUUACUUACUUUAUUUAUUAGACAUAGCGUUAUGGUGCAAAUAAAAGCUCAAAUGAUAAUAACGUUUAUUACACCGUUUGAUCAUUAGAAAUCGGCAUUUUAUAUAUAAAUAGAAACUAUUUCUCCUUGAAGACUACCAGUGUUAAAUAUAAGUAUAUUUGUUAAGAUGCCGAUCUUCAAUAAUUCGGCAUUUAUAGGGUUAAGAAAAAAUAUAUUGCCAACUUGUGUAGCUGCGUGUAAAGCCUGUUAACACGAGUAGCAAAACUUGAACACUGAUAUCUUCUAAUAUCGAAAAGAGAAUAUGAAAUUAUUUUUGCUUAUAUCGUGUUGACAGGAUAUGUAAGCUUAUAGUGUAUCAUUAGCUCUAUUUUCUCUGUCGUGGACCGAAACUUACGGCUUAAUCUCUGAGCCUAAUAAGUAAGCACCUAGGUUUAAGGCGUUUAAAUAGAAAUGCAAAGUAGAAAUGUUUUACUUAAUAUUGUGCUACUGUAGCGUAAAGAACGCAGACUUUCCACGUAGUUAAGAUUGUUACAGCUUUAACUUGAUUCCACCUAAUGUACGUUUGAAGCAUCCGUGUAGAUCCAGGUUUUAUAGGCUAGUAUAAGCACUUCUAUUUUCAGAACUCACUUGCAAACUACGACAAUACAAGCAUAAUUAUGUUAUUAAUGUAGUAUUAGGAUUUAAGGUUUUAUAUAUAAAUAAAAAUUGAAUAAGAUGUAUAAAUGGUAUCUUAAUGAUGGUAUAUUUGUAAUUUAUAUUCUCACAAAUUGUUUGUUACCAUCUAUGACAUGUAGUUGCAAUUGAUUUUAUUUAUAUGAAUUUGCUAGUUAUAAAAUGUCAAUUACCUUUUCUUCCAGGUAAUACUUUCAUUGAGUAAUCUAAAUUAAAAAGUUCACUUUUUCUCAAUAUUUCAAUUUUUUUAUGCGACUUUAAAACUUUUACUUUAUAUUCUGAUUGUAUAGGUUUUUCUCAAAAAUUAUCAUGUAAGUUAUAAUGUAUUUAUUAAACAAGUCGCGCUUUUUACGCUGCGGUACCUCUGCGCAGACGGAACCAAUGUUUACUAGGCUAAUCGAAACAUAGAGGUCUAAUUAUUUUCUAAGUAGCAAUUAAAGUUACGCGUUUAAUUUCGUAAAGCUCGCCUUAUUUUCUUCGUUAAUUACUAUCUAAAUGAUAGAUAGUCGUUAGUGAUAAUGUUAGGCACUAAUAAUAAUGUACAAUAACACCCUCUCUGCCUUAGUGAUGCUAUUCUUACCCCUAAUGCUAUGACGAAAUAUCACAUUAGAACGAAAUUAUAAUGUAUCUUGUAAAUACGAAUUCUUAUGCUGAUGUGUAAUAUAUCUGCACUAUGGAAAACUUAAAAUUCCUAACAAUGGUCCAAACUUCACUCGCUUUCUUAUUUGUACUAUACGAUUAUACAAUUAUCUCUAUUUAGAUAAAGAAAUAAUUAAUUAGUCUAGUAUAAAACUUAUGCUUUAAUUUUAUUUUAAUAGAUGUAAAUCAUGUAUUUGUCGAAAUGCUUAAUUUUCAUAAUCAAAAGUUUUAUGAAAAAGGUGGAUACCAAAUGCAGUAUUUUUAUUUUGUACUCUACAUCUUUGUACCCGAA
Messenger RNA from Amyelois transitella, 7556 nucleotides. RefSeq names its product discoidin domain-containing receptor 2 (gene Tkz). The record is from RefSeq and is a predicted model, not a curated record. NCBI's taxonomy places the organism in Eukaryota, Metazoa, Arthropoda, Insecta, Lepidoptera, Pyralidae. Gene Ontology annotation, cellular component: signaling receptor complex. The transcript is spliced from 14 exons. Gene Ontology annotation, biological process: positive regulation of kinase activity; cell surface receptor protein tyrosine kinase signaling pathway; multicellular organism development. Bases 373 to 2967 code for a protein of 864 amino acids. Gene Ontology annotation, molecular function: ATP binding; protein tyrosine kinase collagen receptor activity; collagen binding.